CGCCCCGCACUACUGACUUCGAAAUUUCCCUCCAGACGCACAGAAUGUCUUUCCAACCCGCAAUCAUUGCGUACGUUCUGUCUGCUCUCAUUAUUCGUCGGUAACGAGUACACCGCGUCCCAGAGUGAUGGGUCCUACAGGAUCAGGGAAAACCAACUUCAUCAACAAACUCACGGGAGGCCAGGAGGACAAAGCAGCGCACCGGCUAAAAUCACAUACGCAGGGCAUUAGGGAGUUCACAGUCAACUUGCCCAGUAACCGACAAUGUGUGCUCGUGGACACCCCAGGAUUUGAUGACACUUAUCGAUCAGACCGAGAUAUACUCCGUACAAUCGCUGAGUGGCUAGAGAAGAAAUACCGCAAAGAGGUCAAACUCACAGGUAUUAUCUACACGCAUCGCAUAACGGACAACCGGAUGUCGGGGUCAGUGGCCAAGAAUCUUGACCUGUUCGCCCGUUUGUGUGGAGAUAAAGCCGCUGGUAGGGUGCGAUUAGUGACCACUAUGUGGGACAGUGCGAAAAACAUGGACACCGCCGACGCUAGGGUAUCACAACUGGAGGAGAACUUCUGGAAGCCACUAAUUGAUGCCGGGGCUCACCAUAAACGAUUCAGGAACUCUCUGGAGUCUGCGUGGGAUAUCAUCAGCGAUUUGAUGGGAGAAGGAGAGGCUGUUUUACUACAGGAAGAACUUGUAGAUGCGGAAAGGAAGCUGAACGAGACAGCCGCUGGCAGAGCUUUGUACACGCAAUUCCAGAGGCUUCUCCAUGAACAAAAGGAAACUAUCAAGCACCUCUCGGAAGAAGCCAAAGCCCAGCAAGACCCGGUGUUGGUUAGGGAGCUCGAGACACAAUACCAGCGCUUGGAAGCUGAACUUCAAAGGACAUGGGAAGAGAUGGAGAAACUGAAAAUCCCAUUCUUGAGACGCAUAGCCUUGUUGUUUUCUAAAAGAACCCGUUCUCGCAAAGUUGAACUGUCCCUGCCAUAGUGCGGGGCUUGAAUGCCUUUUGUCUUACUCUGUUACCAAUGCACUUAGUCUCAAGGACUACCGUAACGCAGGGCCUUAUGGUCACCUAUGUUUCUCCUUGAUGAUUACGUUCUAAACCUUUUCUCUCAGGAAUAAUGUAAUUUAUGAAAUCUCUACUAAUGAAGAAAAAUCAGUGUGAUGUUCGGGAUAUCGGUUUUCGCGUAAUUUUUGGUCCUGGAGCAGUCUCGGACCCAUCA
Molecule: messenger RNA, 1221 nt
Organism: Pisolithus orientalis
Lineage: Eukaryota; Fungi; Basidiomycota; Agaricomycetes; Boletales; Pisolithaceae
Product: P-loop containing nucleoside triphosphate hydrolase protein
Exons: 4
Coding region: 128-985 (285 amino acids)
Molecular function (GO): GTP binding
Source: RefSeq, a predicted model, not a curated record